AACUUGACUAUGGACUUAGUGCUACCUGUGUAUUUAAAGUGUGUUGUGGGUUUAAACAGCCAGCAGAUUUCAACCUUUAUCAGUUUGAAGUUUAUAACAUUAUUACUCACAAAACACUGUGUUUAUCUUCAUUCAACACUUAAUAUCUAGUUUUGAUAACACUCUUUGCAUUUCAUAAUAGGAGUCAAAAUAUUUGUGAAUUAUGAGACAACCUUUUAAACAGAGGACAGUUUAAACAAUCUUGAAAAUGGCAACUUCUGUAAAUUUAGUUUAUAAUAGUUCAGAUUUAGUGAAGGAUUAUUCGUGCAGCACUUGUGAAAGUAAAAAUUUUGAAACAAAUGCUGAAUAUUUUUGUGAAACUUGUUUGAAGUGUUUUUGCACAAAAUGCCUUUAUCAUCAUGAUCAAUUAUAUGUUAACCAUUUGAAAUAUGGAAGAGGAGAACCAAAUAAAUGGCCUCUAGCAAAAUCCAUUGAAGAUUUGCUACUUAAAUGUGAUAUUCAUAACAACAAGAAACUGAAAAUGUUCUGUCAGGACCACGGUCAGCUUUGCUGCUCUGAUUGUGUUUUACUGAAUCAUAGACAGUGCACUGAUCUGUCUCUUAUUUCUGAAUCAGUUAAAAAGCUGUCACUGGAUAUGCAGCAGUUGUCAAGCAAAAUUCAAGCAAUUCUUGCUGAACUAAAUAAGUUUAAGAAAAUACAAGAGGGCACUAUCCUGUCCGUAGAGGGAUCAUACAGUGAAAGACUUCAAGAAAUUAGAGAGAUGCGUAAAAAAUUAAAUGCUGCUUUGGAUAAACUAGAAAAUGCAACAUUGAAAGAACUGGAUGAAAUAAGAACAACAUUGGAAACCUCUCUAAAGAAAGAAGUUGACAACUGUAGCAGACUGAAGGACAAACUUGAACAACUUGGUGAAGCUGUACAGGGCCUUCAUGAUAAGAACAAGAAAGAAAUGGAGUUCAUAGCAAGCAGGAAAUGUCAGGACAAAAUACAAGAGUCUGAGUCAUAUUUAAGGGAGAAUCCUGUGAAGGUUCAGAGUUCGAUAAUAUUCAAGGCAAACAUAAACAUUGAGCAGCACCUGCCUCAACAGGCAAGUCUGGGGAGGAUUGAAGACAGUAUGAAGUCUAUCCCACUGGGGAUAAAUCCAGACAAGGUUUUGACUCUGAAGAGAAAGUCCCAGUAUAGUGUGAAAAUAGCAAAGGACAGAAGUCAGAAUUGCAUUGAAGGCAUUUGCAGUCUGCCUAGUGGUCAGGUUAUUGUUGCAGAUGGUUAUAAUGAGAGAGUGAAGCUGUUUGACAAGCAUUACAAUGUAUCAAGUUACUGUGAUGUGUCUAAUGCUCCAUCGGACAUUUGCCUUAUCACAUCCAGUGAGGUGGCUGUGACUCUUGGAGUUGCUGGUCUGCAGUUUAUGUCUGUGAGCAAUGGACAGCUGGUGAAUGGGAGGAAGCUAGAGUUACCACAUACAGCUGUAGGCAUUGCCCAUCAUAAGGGGGCGCUGUAUAUCACCUCUGGCACUGCUCUCUACCACUACACACUAACUGGGACACUUGUGAAAAAGAUCCACACGGAUUCAAGCGGUUACUGCACAGUGUGGAAGUGUGCAGUGAGUCCUGCUGGGGACAAGAUCUAUGUCACCAACUACGACCAGCACAAGCUCAUCACUCUGGCUACAGAUGGCACCCUGAUAUCCACCUUCACGGAUCCUGAACUACAAACACCUCAGGGUGUAAAUGUUACACCUUCAGGACAAGUCUUUAUCUGUGGAUGCAGAUCUAAUACCGUCAUACAGGUCGAUGGUGAGGGGGGAAAGAAACUGGCCACUCUGGCUUCACAGAAAGAUGGACUUGACCGCCCAUCGUCUGUCUGCUACAACACCAUCAGUCACCAGAUCAUUGUGGAAGUCAAUGAUAACAUCAUGGUUAUGGAUUUGCAAUAGCCUUUCCUGUCGCACAAAAUUAUAUAUAUAAUUGAAAUAUAGGAAGACAAGUAUAUACAAAACAAAUAAUUUCAUCCCAUCGUAUCUCAAAUUAUUGUAUAAAGGAAGGAAAACAAAAAAGUAACUUAACUAAUACAAAUGCAUGAAAAUUUUAUAAGUAAAAAAACACCAUUAUAACCAAAAACAGACCCUUGGUCCCUCACCUGAGACAUCUAGAAACUAACCUGUUAUGUGUAGAUUUUGUGGUGUUAUUUUAAUAACUGUAGUUUUUAUCUAUUUUGUUUUUCUCUGUUUGACAAACAGUUAAUGUGGUCUGAGACAGUAUAAGAAUAAAUUUAAGUUUGUUACUAUAAGCAUAUAAACAAAUAAAUCCCUGCAUAUAGAGUGGGGCCAAUUUUAACAACACAGGCAUCAUGCACUUGAAAUAACUUAGUAGAGGACCUGACUCACCAUCUGACACACUAAAUACUUCACCACUGACCUUUGCAGUUUCAGAGAAAUAUAAUUGUCAUUGUUUGAGUUUACCAAUUAGAAGAAAAUAAUUUUCCCAUAAUGCAAUGUAAUCAACACUUUGGCGCACUGAAAGUGUGCAGGAGAUGUGCUUGGCGGUUUUCCGUCAUUCAGCUUUGAACAGUCAGAUUGUAAAGACACGUUAAAUUUUGUGUUUGUUUUCUUUUUUGUAUUUCAUAAAUAUUGCAGUGUGAAUAAAUUUUCGAACUUAAAAUUUAAAUUCAAAGAAAGCUUUUUUUACUGAGCAUUUUAUUGGCUUAAACUGUAAAUCAUCCAUCCUCAAUCACCUGUAACUUGACUUUGAACACUUAAGAAGUUUGGGAUUGUUUUCCACUCUGUUCACAAUUGUUAGAUUUUUUUUGUUUAACAAAAAAUCUUCUCAAAGAGCAAACUAAUAUAGGCUCAAUAACCAAGAUGUUGCUGUUUCUUUAAGGAGAUUCAUUAAUGAAUAUAUUUAAAUAAACCCAUGAUCAUAACCUGAAGUAACUUUAGAUCACUUAAAACCUUAUUAUUUACGCUUGAUGUUGUUGAAUGAAAACCAGAAACAUCUUGCAACACUUUGGAGUGUGUUUUGUUGGUAGAACCUUUACCUUUACCUGUGUCCAUUAGAGACAAAAUAAAUCUUAAUUCAAUGAA
Messenger RNA from Dreissena polymorpha, 3076 nucleotides. RefSeq lists its product as uncharacterized. The transcript has 3 exons. Gene Ontology annotation, molecular function: protein binding; zinc ion binding. The record is from RefSeq and is a predicted model, not a curated record. NCBI's taxonomy places the organism in Eukaryota, Metazoa, Mollusca, Bivalvia, Myida, Dreissenidae. The coding region runs from base 248 to 1930 and encodes 560 amino acids.